This is a messenger RNA of Pipistrellus nathusii (Nathusius's pipistrelle), 432 nucleotides long. NCBI's taxonomy places the organism in Eukaryota, Metazoa, Chordata, Mammalia, Chiroptera, Vespertilionidae. The record is from the annotation of a GenBank genome assembly.
AUGUAUUGUCUAAAUGCAUUUAAAUCUCUUUUAUUCAAAGAAAAGCUAAAGCAAAAAUAUUGGUAUGUGACCAUGCAAGACUGUCAAUGCAACCAAGACAACACUAAUCAUUAUCAGCACAGCCUACACUGGACUGCAGUGCUCUCCAAAGGAUUGGGAAAAUGCAUUACAGACAACCUGCCUGACUUUUCAAUGAGCAUAAGAGGCCCUCUAACCUAUGCAGGUUUCCUGAUUACGCCUAUAGAAAAUGCUAGUGUGUUUUUGCUCACUCCAUAUGUAACAGGUGCCCUUAUGUUGUGCUGUAUCCUGUGCUUUUUCUGUGGGACCAUUCCAUUCAAGAACAAAGAGCACCAUGAUUCCAAUCUGUGUGUAUUUACUAACCCUUCCCUGAGGUUUGUGUAUGUUGGAUAUUGUGGUGUUUUAGAUCACUGA